Molecule: messenger RNA, 630 nt
Organism: Telopea speciosissima
Lineage: Eukaryota; Viridiplantae; Streptophyta; Magnoliopsida; Proteales; Proteaceae
Product: Werner syndrome ATP-dependent helicase homolog
Exons: 1
Coding region: 1-630 (209 amino acids)
Biological process (GO): nucleobase-containing compound metabolic process
Cellular component (GO): cytoplasm; nucleus
Molecular function (GO): 3'-5' exonuclease activity; nucleic acid binding
Source: RefSeq, a predicted model, not a curated record
AUGAACGAAGACAACAUCUCCAUCUACGCCCACUGCAAUGCGGAUGGCCAUCUCCGUCAAAUCUUCACUGUUAACGUAUUUGGAAAGAGGGUAUACACUACCGUCACUUGCAGAUCCUCUGUUGUGAGGAAGUGGAUUUACAAAAUUCGCUUCCAACAUCGCUUGAAAAGGCACCGACUCGUGGUAGGUCUUGGUGUUCAAUGGCGUCCAAAUCUGUCUUACAGAGUUGCAGCAACUCUGCAAUUAUGUGUUGGUCGCCAGUGCCUCGUCUUCCAAAUCAUAAACGCAAAUAACAUUCCUCGAAUUCUGAGGCGAUUCCUCUCCGAUCAUCUUACUACUUUUGUUGGGGUCAGGAAUUAUGUUGAUUCUGGUAUGCUGAGUAAAGAUUUCAACCUGUAUGUGAAUCGUAUUGUGGAACUUGGUUCGAUGGCCAACAUUAGGGGUGCUUCGAUGGAGACGAUGGCGAGCGACAUCCUUGGUUUUCAUGAAAUCAAGAAGCCUGAGUUUAUUGGUAGGAGCCGCUGGGACGAUCGGAGGCUUACAGACCAUCAGGUGCAGUAUGCGUGCGUGGACUCCAAUCUUUCUUUUGAAAUUGGAAAGAAACUGAAAGCUUGGAACUACCGUCCUUGA